UAUGUAUAAAUCUUUUGUUGUUGACACUAUCACUACUCUUUACUUUUAAUUAAAGUAACUUAUGAUGUACUACAAUUAUUUUACUAUAAAAUAACAUACUUUUUAUUUUUUUUAAAUAAAUAAUGACUUAUAUAUAUAAAUUAUAUAUUUAAUUGUGAGUAAGACGAUGAGAUGACAUUUUGCUCGAUAAAAUUACCAUAACCUCAUCGUAUUAUUUUUAUAUAUUUUUUUCGACAAAGACAAUUUGCUGUUUUAGAUUAGCAAGACGGAGAGUUAAUAUCUGAGAUAUUAUAUUGUUAAUUUAUUAAUUAACAAUGGAUAGUUUAUUUAUGCAAAAUACAUCUGAGGAACUUGAUGAUAUACCACAGACACAAGACCCAGUUUGGAUACUUGGAAAAAAAUAUAAUGCUAUAAAAGAACUGGAGACAAUAAGAAGAGAUAUAAGAUCUAAAUUAUGGUUCACAUAUCGUAAAGGUUUUAUACCUAUUGGAGGAAAUAGUUCAGCAUUUACGUCAGAUAAAGGAUGGGGAUGUAUGCUGAGAUGUGGACAAAUGGUUUUAGCACAAGCAUUAGUUGCACUUCAUUUAGGACGUGAUUGGCAAUGGACACCGGAAACUAAAGACAGUACAUAUUUAAAAAUUUUAAGCCGAUUUGAAGACAGAAGAGCUGCACCAUUUUCUAUACAUCAAAUAGCACUGAUGGGAGCUACUGAAGGCAAAGAAGUUGGCCAGUGGUUUGGUCCAAAUACUAUAGCACAAGUAUUAAAAAAGCUAGUUGUCUACGACGACUGGAGUUCAAUAACUAUUCAUGUGGCACUUGACAACACGUUAAUUGUUAAUGAUGUUUUAAGACAAUGCAGAGUUGAAGGAGGACUGACUGCUGUUGAAGUUGACGGUGAGGAAUCUCUGAAGGCACCUAGUCAGUGGAAACCUUUGCUACUUUUGAUACCGCUGCGAUUAGGUCUAAGUGAUAUAAAUCCAGUAUACAUUAAUGGCCUUAAAACGUCUUUUAAAUUACCGCAGUCUCUUGGAGUUAUAGGAGGAAAACCAAAUCUUGCGUUGUAUUUUAUCGGCUGUGUUGAUGACCAUGUAAUUUACUUGGAUCCUCACACGACCCAAAGAUACGGUUGUGUAAACCAAAAAAUAGAUGAAAAUGAUAACGAAAUGGAUCUCACGUACCAUUGCAAAGCUGCUAGUCGGAUUCCGAUAACAGGAAUGGAUCCUUCAGUAGCACUUUGUUUUUUCUGUGCUACGGAAAAAGAUUUCAAAUCAUUAUGUAGAUCAAUGCAAAGUGAACUUAUUACUCCUGAAAAACAGCCGCUGUUUGAACUUUGCGCUGAACGUCCAGCACAUUGGUCACCAGUUGAUGACGUUGCUACUGAAGCAUUAGGAAUAACAUCCUCGAAUCUUUUAGAUUUUGAAAAAUUAGAUCGACAAUACGACACAUCGGAUGAAGAGUUCGAACUUCUUGGUUAAAUAAAUUUUAAAUUAUAAUUAAUAAUCAAAUCGAUUCUUUUUUUAUUGAUAAUACCUCGUAAAAGAUUUUUGAAAUU
Microplitis mediator is the source of this 1552-nucleotide messenger RNA. It is a transcript of the gene Atg4a, whose product is annotated as cysteine protease ATG4B. The record is from RefSeq and is a predicted model, not a curated record. Bases 315 to 1475 code for a protein of 386 amino acids. NCBI's taxonomy places the organism in Eukaryota, Metazoa, Arthropoda, Insecta, Hymenoptera, Braconidae. The transcript is spliced from 10 exons. Gene Ontology annotation, molecular function: protein-phosphatidylethanolamide deconjugating activity.